Messenger RNA from Prunus armeniaca (apricot), 945 nucleotides. Lineage: Eukaryota; Viridiplantae; Streptophyta; Magnoliopsida; Rosales; Rosaceae. The record is from the annotation of a GenBank genome assembly.
AUGGCUGAAAAUAGGCCGGCGGUGGAGGAUGACAGAGUCCAUCCUCUUUCUUCCACGCCAAUGUCAGAGCAUUGGAAUGUUGAGGAAGGGAAGAAGUCCAGUCCCUCCACUUUGAGUGAGAAGUUGGGAUUGCGCGAGCUAUUUUCUUUGAAGGUUUGGAGAGCAUCUCUAGCAGAGCUAGUUGGCUCGGCAGUGCUUGUUUUCGCUAUAGACACAAUAGUGAUCUCCUCAUAUGAGACUAAAACCACAACACCAAACCUUGUCAUGGCGAUCCUCAUUUCCAUCACAGUUGCAAUUCUCCUCCUUGCCACUAAUCCCAUCUCCGGCGGCCACAUCAAUCCUGUUGUCACCUUAUCCGCAGCAUUCGUUGGCCUCAUAUCCUUCUCACGCGCCGCUGUCUACAUCUUGAGCCAGUGCACGGGGGCGAUACUAGGUGCACUAGCCCUGAAGGCUGUGGUAAACAGCAGCAUUGAAGAAACGUUCUCACUUGGAGGUUGCACUCUCACCGUCAUUGCCCCAGGCCCACAUGGGCCAAUCAUUAUGGGCAUUGAGACCACCCAAGCCCUCUGGCUUGAGAUCAUAUGCACUUUUGUGUUUCUCUUUGCUUCGAUUUGGAUGGCAUUUGACCAUCGCCAAGCCCAUGCUGUGGGCCGAGUUGUAGUCUUCUCUAUCGUUGGAACAGUUGUGGGCCUCCUUGUGUUUAUCUCAACCACCGUUACAGCUGUAAAGGGCUAUGCCGGGGUUGGAAUGAACCCCGCUCGAUGCUUGGGCCCCGCACUGAUUCGCCGGGGGCACCUUUGGAAUGGGCAUUGGGUGUUUUGGGUCGGGCCCAUUAUUGCUUGCGUGGCGUUUUAUUUGUACACAAAGAUCAUUCCACAUCAACAUUUCCACAUGGAUGGCCACACGCACAAUACAGUCAAUAUCGUAAAGACUCUUCCCAAGUAG